GGAGGGAGGGGAACGUGUUUUGAAAGUUUGGAGAAAGUUUCGACAUUUUUGGGUUUGGAAAGAGUGACUUCAGACACACAGACACACAGACAGACAGACAGGGUGUAGACAGACAGACACACAGACAGACAGGGUGUAGACAGACACACAGACAGGUAGGUCACACACACACAGACAGCUCUGCCUCCAGGAGACACACCGAGACCUCGCCGUGCUCCCAGCCGGGUGAAGGAGCGCAUCUGCCGGCAUGACGAUCGAGUUCGCCCCGCUGAACAUCCCCCUGCGGAGGAGGCUGCAGACGGCGGCGGUGCUGCAGUGGGUCUUCUCCUUCCUGGCAUUAGCUCAGUUCUGUUUGGCUGCCUUCAUCCUCCUCCUGCUCUCUGAUUGGUGGAUUCUGGCUGUGCUCUAUGCUGGUUGGCUGUUUCUGGACUGGGACACGCCCACCAGUGGGGGUCGGAGGUCACAGUGGGUUCGCAGCUGGAGCGUCUGGGAUUACUUCAGGGAUUACUUUCCUAUAACGCUGGUGAAGACGGUGGACCUGGACCCCAAACACAACUACAUCUUUGGUUUCCAUCCACAUGGUGUGCUGGUUGCAGGUGCCUUCGGCUCCUUCUGUACUGAGUCCACAGGUUUCUCUCAGUUGUACCUGUCUCUCUCUCAGUCUCUCUCUCUCUCAGUUGUACCUGUCUCUCUCUCUCUCUCUUUCUCUCUCAGUUGUACCUGUCUCUCUCUCUGUCUCUCUCUCUCAGUUGUACCUGUCUGUCUCUCAGGUGUACAUGUACCUGUCUCUCUCUCAGUUGUACAUGUACCUGUCUGUCUCUCAGGUGUACAUGUGCCUGUCUGUCUCUCUGUAGGUGUGCUGGUUGCAGGUGCCUUCAGCUCCUUCUGUACUGAGUCCACAGGUUUCUCUCAGUUGUUUCCUGGUCUCACUCCUCACCUGCUCAUGCUGCCGUUCUGGUUCAGAGUUCCACUGUUCAGAGAAUACAUCAUGUGUGGAGGUCUGGUGUCCAGUUCAAAGUCCAGUCUGGGUCAUCUGGUCAGCCGGCCGGAGGGAGGGAACGUGGCGGUGCUCGCAGUGGGCGGAGCCCCAGAGGCUCUGGACGCACGGCCCGGAGCGUUAACUUUACAGAUCCUCAACAGAAAAGGCUUCAUCAAACUGGCUCUGAAACACGGGGCUCAGCUGGUUCCGGUGUUUUCCUUUGGAGAAAACGAGCUCUUUGAUCAGAUGGAGAAUCCAACUGGAUCUGCACUGAGGAGGCUACAGAACCGGCUGCAGAGCAUCAUGGGAGUAGCUCUGCCUCUGUUUCACGCCAGAGGAGUUUUCCAGUACAGCUUCGGCCUGAUGCCGUACCGACAACCCAUACACACUAUAGUGGGCAGUCCUAUCUCUGUUUCUCUCACUCCCUCUCCUGACAGUUCUGACAUCAGUCGUCUUCAUAAACUUUACCUCCAGAGUUUAACCGACCUGUUUGAACAGAACAAACUCAAGUAUGGACUGAAGGAGGACCAGCACCUGACCUUCAUCUGACCUCUGACCCCUGACCUCUGACUUCACCUUCAUCUGACCUCUGACCCAUGACCUCUGACCUCUGACCCCUGACCUCUGACCUGUUUGAACAGAACAAACUCAAGUAUGGACUGAAGGAGGACCAGCACCUGACCUUCAUCUGACCUCUGACCCAUGACCUCUGACUUCACCUUCAUCUGACCUCUGACCCAUGACCUCUGACUUCACCUUCAUCUGACCUCUGACCCAUGACCUCUGACCCCUGACUGUUGACCCCUGACAUCACCCACAGGAAUAGUGGACCCACUAAAGAUGACGGUUCCAGUCUUCAGGUGGACCAGGUCCUGGUCUGGUGGUCUGAAAGUGGGCCAGGUCCUGGUCUCGGACCAGGGUCUGAUUGGUGUGGAUGGAUCCUAUGGGACAAGUCUUUCCAUAAUGACCAGAUGACCUCUGUGUUGACCUUUAACCUCUGAACUAUAGACCACGCCUCCUAAUCAGAUGGAACCUUACCUACAGAACAUCUACAGAACAUCAACAGAACCCAUCACCUACAGAACACCAGUGGAACAUCAGCAGAACCCAUCACCUACAGAACACCAGUGGAACAUCAGCAGAACCCAUCACCUACAGAACCUCAGCAGAACCCAUCACCUUCAGAACAUCUGCAGAACCCAUCACCUACAGAACCUCAUCAAAACCCAUCAGAACCUCAGCAGAACCCAUCACCUACAGAACAUCUGCAGAACCCAUCACCUACAGAGCCUCAGCAGAACCCAUCCCAUUGGGGAAACCUGUAUUAACAUGCGUUAAUGUUCUGUUUUGAUCAACAGUGGAACCAAUGACAGGUUUAGUUCUGUGGCAGUUUAGAACCAACCCACAGGUUCUGCAGUUUAGAACCAACCCAAAGGUUCUAUAGUUUAGAACCAACCCACAGGUUCUGCAGUUUAGAACCAACCCACAGGUUCUGCAGUUUAGAACCAACCCAAAGGUUCUAUAGUUUAGAAC
Messenger RNA from Sphaeramia orbicularis (orbiculate cardinalfish), 2512 nucleotides. Its product is annotated as 2-acylglycerol O-acyltransferase 2-A-like. The record is from RefSeq and is a predicted model, not a curated record. Gene Ontology annotation, biological process: triglyceride biosynthetic process. Bases 248 to 1528 code for a protein of 426 amino acids. The transcript is spliced from 9 exons. Gene Ontology annotation, molecular function: diacylglycerol O-acyltransferase activity. Lineage: Eukaryota; Metazoa; Chordata; Actinopteri; Kurtiformes; Apogonidae. Gene Ontology annotation, cellular component: endoplasmic reticulum membrane.